UACAACAACAACAACAACAACAACAAUAAAGCCCUUGGUCUUAAACUGCAAUGACAGCAGACAGAGAUGUAGUAUACAUACGAAAGGACGUGUUUUGAAGGCCUGUACAAUAAAACCCAUGAAGAUGAUAAGGUGUAAAAGGAAGCUAGGUGGGAAGAAACUGGUUCUGUUGGUCUUACUGUGUUGUACUGCAUACUACAUCGGCACAAUUUAUGUGAGAACAAGAGCUCCUCCAGUUUGGAUCGAAAGAAGUCGCGUUCCAGGCCAACACAACGGGGUUAAAGAAAUCAUUGAGGUAUCGAAUUAUCCAAACACAACAGAUGGGAACUGCGGACCUGUAUGUGGGGAAGGCCAGGUGUCAUUUUACAUCAAAACUGGAGAGGAAAACAAGAACCCACCAAUUGUUUGUGUGCAGAGAAAAAAGUUAAUUCACAGCAAAUUGGACAGUGUUUAUCGAGGGAUAAGUAUGGUACUCAUAGACGACAAGACGAUGGAAGUUGAAAUAGUGAAAUCUUAUGAUACCUAUACAGAUGAUUAUGAGUUUUUGAAGGACAUUGCCGGAAAAGCUAAGAAGGGACAAGUCAUGUUUAUUGCCAGCUUUGAUGAAAUGUCUGAAAGCCUCAGUGAAGAGGGAAGAAGAUGGCUGAAGUUAUUUGGAGCGGAGAAAAUUGAUAAUGUUGGUUUUCGAGACGGCUAUCUUUACAUCGGACAGAAAGGGCUUCUGCAGGGCUACGGGAUUGAAUCUGUAUUGAAAAAAAAACAGGGAGAUAGAUAUGCCGGGAUCAUAGAAAAAAUGGGAUGUUUUGAUUUACCAUUGGGCCCAGUGAAGAGUGUGGAAGAGGUUCUACCAAAGCUUGUGAUGAACAUACAGGUGAAACUCGGUGAUGUCAUGAAGAAUUGUGGGAUGGUGAACAGUUGCCCGUGGAAAAAAUUUCCAGUCCGUGUCAGUACGGGAGAGAAAGAUCAAGUCUUCCCGGAAAUCUGUGUCAACGGACGAAUUGUAAUAGGAAAGGACAUCAAUGGAGGAGGACGAGGGUUGAAUGUAGUCGUUGUAGACCCAUACACUGGGACGCCAAAAUCUGCAUCCAGAUACGACACAUAUGAAAAGGACAGUCUGACUCUGGAGCUUUAUCUGGAGACGUUGUCUCCGGGAGACAUCGUCAUACUGGUGGCUUUUGAUGAUGGUGCAAGAAAGUUAACAAUCCAUACAAGAGAAUUGCUGAACAAACUCGGGAGCAGUAUGGCGCAGAAUCUUCAGUUCCGGGAUGUUUGGUAUUUUGUCGGGCAAAAAGGCAUGCAGGGAUUCUCCAAACUGGAGAAGAUUAGCUAUGCAGGUAUGGAUGGAGAAUGGCCAAAACCUCUGGCAGAUUCGUUCUGUGUUGCAAGCAAAGUUGAGUCUAGCGAGCUCAUUCCUGAUCCAGUGGUUUACAGGAACGAUGUAAAAAGAGCGUUUUGCAAGAAAUAUGACGGUUAUGCUGAUUUCUGUGCAGCCCAGCAUAUAGAUAAGUGGUUCUUGAAGCCAGUGAAGCUGAUUGAUGAGAAACUGGCCCAGAAUGAAGUCUACUCCUCACCAAUACUCAUAGUUCCAGGGUUCAACCACAAUGCCCUUGUACAGACCAUGGAAACAACAAUAAUGCAACCAGGAGUGAAACCAGACAAUGUUGUGGUGGCCUGGGAUGAAAAGUUUCCCGAGCAUGCCGAGUUGGCAGACAUGUUUAUGUUCAAGAACAUCUCAAUAUCCGGCACUCUUGAAUAUUCAGAGCAUGUUAUUAAAGCCAUAGAUCAAGUGUCAAGAAUGUUUACUAAACAUAAAUACCUGAUAGUCUUGGAAGAAGAGUUGAUGUUAUCACCAGAUUUUCUGUAUUUCCUGGCUCAGUGUACCCCAGCUCUUGACCAGGAUGAUUCAUUACUUGGGGUCUCUGCAUUCAACUACAAUGGUUUUGAGAACAGUGGAGGCAACAGAUCAUUGCUGUACCGUGUUGAAGACUUCCCAGGCCUUGGCUUUAUGAUUAAGAUGGAUAUUGUCCGCAAUAGGAUGAGAUCCAGCCUAAAGGACUGCUGUAAUGUCAGGUCAUGGAAUAGUUGGUCUCUACCCCUGUACAACUCCAGUCACUAUGGUUACAUGCUGGUACCUGAUGUAUCCAGGGUUUUCAGACAGAUAUAUGAAGGGGUGAAUAAAGAUGAAGACUAUCUGGUCAGAAUGUUUAAUUCACCCCGAGAAACCAAUGUAGAGCGUAUAGCCACUCUAGUUGGUGUACAAAACAUGACAGCCAAGAACUAUGACGGUCUGAUCAAAGAGCUUCUCACAAAGGCAUUGCCUAUCAACCAGUCUUUUAUAGAAGACUGCAGUUCAACAGAGCAGCUUAUAAGCCUUGGCGAUAAAAACAAAGAUUAUGUUCUUUAUUUCCAACAAAAGACGUUAAAUCAGUAUGGAGUGUUGGACAAAGUGGCUUCCUGUUUCGCUCUGGUGUUUACUGACUCACAUUUACCCAAAAAUGUUUAUAAAGGAGUUAUAAGGGUAACUGUUAAAAGCCACAGAAUACUUUUGGUUGGCACCAAAUCACCUUUUGCACAGAUGAUUCCCAAGGGUGUCAAAAUAUUUUCCGGUGUUCGGUAGUGGUUGUAUAGAUAUAUAGAAAAUCCACUUUAAAUGAAAUACAAUCAAAAUCCGUUGGCUCGAAAUCCCAGGGACCGGCAAAAAUACUUCGAUCCUAGUAAACAUCAAGUCAAACUGGAAUACUUUUAAAGAGUAUAAAGAAUCCGCCCUUUACAUCAAGUUCAACGAAGAAGUUAAGCAAAGCGAUAUGGAGCCAACAUGUUUCGACUGUAUAAAAAAUCUACUUCAAAUGAAUUAUAGAUAAUAUCGAAAAUCUAGUUGAAAUAGAAAAUUACUUCAAAUCAAUUAAAGAAUAUCUACUUCAAAUGAAAUCUAUAAAAUCUACUUUAAAUGCAAUAAAAUAAUUAUUAUAUAUAAUUUAUAGCAAUUAUACAAGAAAUUGUUUUAGAAUUGUAUUCAUAAUGCAUAGCUUGCUGUUCCACCAAUCAGCGCCUAGAGUGAAAUGUACUGUAUUUUGUCUAUGUUUUAGUAUUUAUCGUUUGCUGCCUUAUUUAUCUUUUGCUGUUUGAAUUGAAAAACAUAUGUGUAUGUGCUAUAGAGAGGGUACAUGACAUAUUUAUGUGAUUGGCUAGACUUUGUUUUUUAGCUCGUCUAUUUUUCCAAGAAAAAAAGGUAUUGCCAUAGCCAUGAUAUCGUUGUGCAAACACAUAUUGCAAACACUUACUUUGACCAUGAAUCAAGAACUGUACAACAUAUUCAAGUUAAACUUGAUACAAAUUUUGUUAGAGACAAUAUGCCAAUAUUUAUAAAGUUUUGCCCAUUGUUUGACUAAAAGAACAGACGAACAUUUGCUCAGCAACGCUCUUAUUAGACACUGUGUGUAUAUCACGUGAUAAAUAACGUCACAUAUGCUGCGUCGGCUUAAAACAUAGAUAACUUUUGUUUAACCAUACCAUUUUAAAUACAACAAAAGGCAGUCUAUACCGCUUGAAGAGCCCUUCCUUCGUUUUAUAAGCGGAGUUUGGUAGGAUGACUAGUUUCAUCAAAUACUUUGACUAAAAAGUUAUUUCCUAAAUAAUGUUUUGACAGUGCUCCGUCAGACGGCCGUAUUGUGAAAAGGUUUGUCGAAGUGUUUUAAGAAACUAAACUCACAACUGUAAAAAGGGCUCCGUAAGCGGCGUAGACUGAUUCAUUAAAAUUGAUGAAGAAAUCGUGAUGAUACCCAUUUUUUAAAGUCUUCAUUCGAAGCAAAAUAUUGCCUUCUGAUGAAGCAUUUAUGACCCAAUUUAUCACGUGGUUUACUGUAAGAGAAUAUGAUCAAAGUUAUUAGUUCCAUUCAUGCAUAAUCUAUGGUGUUGUGUUUUAAUCCAAUAUAAAGGGAUUACCAUGGUUGUGCCAUGUUUCCAUGAUAGUAACAUUCCAAUUGAGUCUCUACUCAAUCCUUACGACGAUAUAUGAUUAAUAUGACUUGUUCCCAUGUAUUUAUAGGAAAUAAAUAAUGUUCUAUAAGUUCAGCAAUAAUGUCCGAGGGUCUUGAUGAAAUUGUUUUGUAUUUGUAAAUCUUUUUUCAUAUACGAAGAAAUCAAGUUGUAUUGUAAAAUAUGGAUAUUUUGUAAGUUUUAAUGUAUUAGUCGCAAAUGUCAAAUAUAUUUGGAAAUAAGUUAGUUUUUUAAUAAUAUAGUUUCCAUCAUUCCAAUUGAGCCUCUACUCCAACCCGUACGACAAUAUAUGUUUAAUAUGUCUUGUUGCCAUGUAUAUUCAUGAAAUAACUUAUGUUCUAAAUAAUUUAGCAAUAAGGGUUAUUCCAGUAAAACAUAUAACCCACAGGGGGAAUAAAUUGUAUAUGGGUUGGAGUCUUUCUUUUGCUUAUUUGGACCCUGAAAGGGUAAAUUUGCUUCUGUAGUGUUGUGGUAUAUGUAAGAAGUGCCUUCCCCCAGGGGUUAUAUGUUUAAAUGGAAUAGCCCUAAAGUCCGAGGGUUUUUAUUAUUUUGUAAAUGUAAAUCUAUUUCCAUAAACGAACAAAUCAAGUUCUAUUGUAAAAUAUGUAUAUGUAAGUUUAAAUGUAUUAUCCGCAAAUGUCAAAUAUAUUCAGCAAUAAGUUAGUUUUUUAAUAAUAGUUAUACUUUUUUAAUAAUAGUUAUUUAAUUUGAAUGUGUAUAUUAUUUUUAUAUAUUGUUUAAUAUUUUUAUCCGACUGAUGCAUAAUAUUGAUGAAUCUUUUCGGCGAUGCAAAAAGUGAUGAGUGUAUCAAUGAAUUAACCAACCUAAUUUAGUUGGGUUACCGUAUUCAUACGAUUGUGUUUGUAAUUACAUGUUUCCAUCGAUUAUCAUUUAAAGAUGCACUCUUACUCCCAAAUAAGAUAUACAACAAAUAAUACAAUGAGUUUGAUAUACCUAAAAAGAUGAAUACAUGCCGUAAAUAAUGGUUCCUAUGAAGGAUACCAAUUUAAAUUUGAGAGAAAGGUGCAGAAAACAUGGUAUUCCUACCUUUUGAGCCCAAAGUAUAUCUUAGUAAACCUUUUAGCAUUCACCAAUCAUUUAAUAUUUUUGCGUUUUCAGCUAAUAAAUACACGGUCAGGAUCUUGUUAUCAGUAUUUUAUAUUUUCAAUAAAUGCAUUAUUUAGUAAGUUGUUUAAGGUGUAUCACUCAAAAUUGAUGUUUGUAAUAAAUGUGUAUGUAUUGAUUUUGAAUAAGAGUGUCACUUUAAAUAACUUUCACCACAUUCAAAUACAUGCAUUUAUUUAAUAGAUAUGAUUAUAAAUUUAUAAUAAUGUGCAUCUGUUCAUAAAGUCAUCCUAUUUAUGCAUACUUGAAACGAAUGCAAAAUAUAUUAUGAAAUUGAAUGCCAUUAUAACAUCAUAAUUUAAAAUGCUCGAGUUUGUACAAUAUUGUGAAUAGAGAUUAGAGGUUCUUUAUAAUUAUGUGUAUACUUGAAAUGGAAAUAAAUUUA
Molecule: messenger RNA, 5506 nt
Organism: Mya arenaria
Lineage: Eukaryota; Metazoa; Mollusca; Bivalvia; Myida; Myidae
Product: protein O-linked-mannose beta-1,2-N-acetylglucosaminyltransferase 1-like
Exons: 27
Coding region: 119-2617 (832 amino acids)
Biological process (GO): protein O-linked glycosylation via N-acetylgalactosamine
Cellular component (GO): Golgi membrane
Molecular function (GO): beta-1,3-galactosyl-O-glycosyl-glycoprotein beta-1,3-N-acetylglucosaminyltransferase activity
Source: RefSeq, a predicted model, not a curated record